GGCUCGCGCCCGGCGCUGACGUGGUGUUUGCCCGGCAGGAACGAGACGCCCCAGCUCUUCACCGUGCUGCCGGAGAGGAGGGCGGCCAGCGUGGGCACCGCCAUGAUGGCCUCGACGCACAUCUACGACGUGUCGGGGGCCGUGGGAGGCCGGAAGAGCGCGGGGGGGCAGGAGUCGCAGGGCGUGGAGGUGGCGCUGGCGCCCGAGGAGCUGGAGCUGGACCCCAUGGCCAUGACGCAGAAGUACGAGGAGCACGUCCGGGAGCAGCAGGCGCAGGUGGAGAAGGAGGACUUCAGCGACAUGGUGGCCGAGCACGCCGCCAAGCAGAAGCAAAAGAAGCGCAAAGCCCAGCCCCAGGACACCAGGGGUGGGGCCAAGAAGUACAAGGAGUUCAAGUUUUAGCCGCGGAGGAAGAGGAGGGCAGAGGAAGAGUCUCCGGCCCGGAUGUGCUCCUUCCCGGUCGCCACGGACUUUGUCUGCGUUUUAAAGUGACGAGGGACGGAGAAGUUUAUAGUCGUUCGGUCUUUCUACAGCCCACACUGUGUGCUGCCUGUUUUUGUAAAUAAAGUUACUCUCUAGAUG
This is a messenger RNA of Lepisosteus oculatus (spotted gar), 582 nucleotides long. The record is from RefSeq and is a predicted model, not a curated record. Lineage: Eukaryota; Metazoa; Chordata; Actinopteri; Semionotiformes; Lepisosteidae.